AUGGUCGUCAGAGGCCUCCAGGCCGUCUCGAAGGCCCAGAAUGGUGUCGGAGCUUUCAUACUACAAUGCAAACGACUAGAAUUCAACUAUUGUGAGAUGAGCGGUAGCUCCCGCGGCAUGAAGGCAUUUCUAAAAACUCGUCUCGCAACAUUUGCAAAAGAAAACCCUGGAGUCGAGAUCGUGGUCUCUCCGCGGCCGAAGAAGCAUCCAAUCAUCAGAGGGAGUUAUAUCAACAAACGAGAAAAGGUCGUCUGUGUACGGAACCUGGAAGUUCUACAAGUCCUUCAAAAAGCCGAAUUACUACGGGACGCAUCAGGCGACAAGAUCAAGAAGAUCAACAAGCCAGUGCAAAGUUUGAACGACAGUGUCAGAGGCAUUUGGAGUCCUUACCACGCCAAGGGCGAGGAUGUGUAUAAAGUGUAA
Messenger RNA from Orbilia oligospora ATCC 24927, 423 nucleotides. RefSeq lists its product as uncharacterized. Gene Ontology annotation, biological process: mitochondrial translation. NCBI's taxonomy places the organism in Eukaryota, Fungi, Ascomycota, Orbiliomycetes, Orbiliales, Orbiliaceae. The record is from RefSeq and is a predicted model, not a curated record. The coding region runs from base 1 to 423 and encodes 140 amino acids. Gene Ontology annotation, cellular component: mitochondrial large ribosomal subunit. The transcript is spliced from 3 exons. Gene Ontology annotation, molecular function: structural constituent of ribosome.